AUGAAGAUCCUUUCGUGGAAUUGCCGAGGACUAGGGAGUCCGUCGGCUAAGAAAGCUCUUCGAGCUUUGGUUACUAGGGAAGAUCCGGAUGUCUUAUUCUUGAUGGAAACUAAACUGAGCGGUUCUAGGAUGAAUGGGGUGUGGAGAAAUUUGGGUUUUGGAGGUGCCUCGGUUGUGGAGGCGGUUGGGUCUGCUGGUGGGACUUGUCUUUGUUGGAAAGCUGGGGUGGAUAUUCAGGUGAUGGCGGAUUCGGUGGAUGUUACUAAAGUGGUCUUUUCUAAUGUCCUCAACGGUCCUGCUUGGCAUUGUCUUUUUGUCUAUGGCCCGCCUACUAAAGCUGCGAGGAAAGAGUUUUGGGAAGAGAGAACUUUGGAGGUUCUUGCUUUGAAUCACCCUUGGCUCUUGCUGGGUGAUCUUAACACUAUCUCGGGCCAACAGGAUAAGGUUGGGGGCCGGGAAGUGGAGGCGAGUGAUGGAAGUGACCUUAAUGAGCUGCUUGAUUCCACGGGAGGAGUGGAUCUGGGUUGUGUGGGGAAUCACUUCACUUGGACAAACGGGAGGCGAUUCCAGGAUCUAAUCAAAGAGAGACUUGACAGAGCGCUCUGUGACCCGGAGUGGAUGAUGACGUAUCCGAAGGCUGGUGUGCGUGCCCUUGCUAUCAAGGAUUCAGAUCAUGCUCCUUUGGUUGUGGACCUCCUCUUAGACCGGGAGCGGUUUCAUACCCCGUUCAGAUACUUGGAUGCUUGGUCUAGAGAUGAGGGUUGCAAAGAGGUUAUUCAGAGGGCGUGGGCUAUAGAUGUGAGGGGCGCCAAGAGCUUACAACUGGUUACCCGCUUGGAUAAUACCCGAAGAUGUUUGGCUAAGUGGAAUAAAACUCAUUUUGGAAUGUGUAAGGAAAAAAUAAAGACUUUAAACAAUUUCUUGGUGGAAGUGCAACGAAGGGUACCUUCGGAAGACAAUUUGAAAUUGGAAGCGAACCAUUUUUAUCAUUUGCAGCCCUAA
This is a messenger RNA of Cannabis sativa, 1002 nucleotides long. RefSeq lists its product as uncharacterized. Gene Ontology annotation, molecular function: catalytic activity. NCBI's taxonomy places the organism in Eukaryota, Viridiplantae, Streptophyta, Magnoliopsida, Rosales, Cannabaceae. The record is from RefSeq and is a predicted model, not a curated record. The coding region runs from base 1 to 1002 and encodes 333 amino acids. The transcript has a single exon.